Messenger RNA from Theobroma cacao (cacao), 1680 nucleotides. It is a transcript of the gene LBD13, whose product is annotated as LOB domain-containing protein 13. The record is from RefSeq and is a predicted model, not a curated record. Lineage: Eukaryota; Viridiplantae; Streptophyta; Magnoliopsida; Malvales; Malvaceae.
GUUUGUUUCUCUUAAAAAAGCAUUGACCUACUUUCCCCAGAUUACCUUGCCUUUUAAGCACUCUUUUCCCCAUUUUUCAUGCUUCUUUUACUCACCCUUUUAGACUCCCAACUACUCCCUCUGCGCACCUCCUUUGAUCCAGACAACCGACUAGCAUGCUUGAAUGUCCAGAGACAGGGAGAGAUUUGAUGAGAUAGGAAAGAAGAUCAAGACAGAUGCAUCUUCUCAAAUGGGGAGGAGACAUCUGUUAGGUCCUCCUGGAACCUUGAAUACUGUCACGCCUUGUGCUGCAUGUAAACUCUUGAGGAGAAGGUGUGCUGAAGAGUGUCCGUUCUCUCCUUAUUUCUCCCCUCAUGAACCCCAGAAAUUUGCUGCUGUUCACAAAGUUUUUGGUGCAAGCAAUGUCUCCAAGAUGUUAAUGGAGGUGCCAGAGAGCCAAAGAGCCGAUGCAGCGAAUAGUCUGGUUUAUGAGGCAAACUUGAGGUUGAGAGAUCCUGUAUAUGGGUGCAUGGGUGCAAUUGUAACUUUACAGCAACAAAUGCAGACUUUGCAGGCAGAACUGAACGCAGUAAGAGCCGAGAUACUCAAAUACAAAUUUAGAGAAGCUACUAGUAGUAACAUCAUCCCUUCUAGUCAUGCUGCUUUAAUUUCUUCUGGGGCGGUAUCAAUUGCUGCUCCACUAUCACCUCUUCCUCCAAUCCCUCCACCUCCUCCACCUUCCAUUGUUGUCUCCUCAGCUUCCUCAUCUUCCACAUCUUCUCUAUAUACACCGCCAACUAGUGCAGCGGGCUAUAGCUCCAUUUCCUGUGAUAAUGUUCCAUACUUUGAUUAAUUUUAUAAGUCAUAAUCCGAAUUUUUUUUCUUCGUUCAGUAAUAAAAAUGAUUAUUGAUAGAGUAGACAGCUAAUGAGAUAUUGUAUUGGGAUGUUUUAGCUUCUUUUUUCCUUUUCGUACAUUGAUCGAGAUACCGUAUGUGGGAAAAGAAAUGAAAACUUGGGAAAUCUUAUCAUACUUGUUAUCAGAUUUCAAGUUUUUAUUUCUUUUCAAAUACUUUGACCAAAGUAAUUCUUUGUUCUAUCUUCGCUACCCAUAAUUGAAUUUCUCCCUCUUUCAUGGUUUCAAUUCAUUUGCGAGGCCUUUGGCUGAGAGAAAAUACAUUAUAUUUCUUCACUUCCUCUCCUGAAAUUCAAAUGUUCUGAAAAUGUCAAUCCAUCGUUCAAAUGAAAACCAAGCACAGCAAAAGUCAUCAGAAUCCACCAAGGGGAAAAGAAUUCACGAAUUGGGUUGGCAUUGGAUGAAAUUCAACCACGCAAAUGGAGGCUUCAGCUUAACAGUGACUGCAAGAGGUGUGCGGUUUCCGCUAUCCGACGCUAGCCAUGAUUCCCUCAAGAUCUAAGGUUGAUCAUUCACACGUGCAGGUAAUAUGCUCUGGUAGUUUGACUAAGCCUUAGGUCUACCUCCCUCAUGUUUGUUUGUGCCAUCCGAGGGCCUGAAAUAACUUGUUUAUGGAACGUGCAAGGGGAGACAGAAAGUAUUGUGAUGGCGAUUCUCCCCAUGUGAAAGUUGAAAAGUUGCAAUCAAUUCGGAAUAUUGUCAUUAAGCUCACUGUCCCCAUUUUCCCCCCAAUGUAAAUUACCUUAUUAGCCUUUCUUUGCAGUGCAACAGUCUGGAGAUUUGAGUC